GUUAAUUACCGCUCGGCUGCUCGUACUUUCCUUUCCUCGGUGUGACCGGACACCGGCACCUGUCCGCGAGCAGGGAAUCCCAGCAGCUGAUUGGCCAACGCUGGUUUUAACACGUCAUGCGGGAUCCUCAGUAUAACUAACAUGAGGAUCGAGUCAGAGCUUCACAGCCUUGUUCGGUGGAGACGUGCACGUGUCGACGACCUCAGAAAAUAACAACAUGUCUCUACAUGAAAACACAGCAGACAGGCCGCCUGUGGAGAGAUCACAGGCUGGUGAAACAGUCGCCACAGACAGAAAACAGACCUACAGACUGUAUCCAUCACUGCCAAACAUAAACAGGUAUGAGGUUUGUGUGCCGACCUGCUCCGUGAGAGAAAAGCUGCACACGGCUGCACUUCAUCAUCCCGACAGCCUGCUGGGAGACCAUCAGGGAGAAGCGUCGGCCGGCAGCGCUGACGUCAGAAUGAAAGAUCAGAUACUCAUCUUGGAGGGGCAAAGGCAAGAGCUCCUUUCUAUUAAUGAGAAAUGGGCAAAGGAGUACCGAACCAUGAAACAGUACUACAAAGAGCAGCUCCAGGAUUUAAAGGCGUUGCUGCAACACGAGCCCAGUCACUUUGAAGAGGAGACGUGUGAGGAAAGAGGGAAGAGCAUCACGCCAUGUAAGAAAGUCAGGGACAAAGAGAGCACAUGGGCCGGAGAUGUUGACAUCAGCUCCGAGUUGCUAAAAGCUGAAAAGGAGGCGAAGGAGCUGAGAGCGCAGAACAGCACUCUGACCCGCAGGUGGCAGCAUCAGCGCGAGGAGAUCAAACGACUCAACAAGGCUCUAGUGGAGGCACUUCAGCCUACGCAACCUCUCGACAGGAGCAGCGAAACACUACAGGAUGUCUGGAAACAUCAGGCUGAAGUCUACAAGGAGGACUUCUUGAAGGAGCGGAGGGACAGGGAGACGCUCAAGGACAAAUAUCUGGAACUAGAGAAGAAGUUUAGAAAAGUUUACAGCGAGCUUUGUGUCUUCAAACCUCAGGUGCCUAAGACUCUGCCACCACAGCCUGUACUUCAGUGUACCUGCACAAACAGAGCCAAGAUGUCCAAACCGGGAGGUCCGCCCAGUUAACCAGCAGCACACGCAGUUACAAAGACGUUAACAAACUGUGAAAUGCCACAGCCUCCUGCUCUUUGUGUGAUAAUGUACGUUGCACUUUAUGGAAGUCUCAGGUCAGAGCUCAUCAUUAGCAGACUUAGCUAGUUUAUCAGCCAGGACAGCAUCCAGGAAGUGGGCUCUGCUUCAGUCCUCGGCCGACGGUCUGCUGCAGGUCAAGCUUCAGGUAGCUUUUGUUGUGGCCGUAGCGAGGCCAUUCCACCAAUCCGGGCACUUUAGGCGACCUGUGUGGAGGAAGCAAACAAAAAACACUUAACCUGCGAAACAAAAACAAGAACCUCAAGUUUAAAGUUUCCCAAGAGGAGAAAAACCAGCAGAGUGACCUUUAAUACUCUACCCCUUGCGUGCAAAGCUUUGGGACACAUGUCCUUUGGGAGAUGGCAGUUAUUGCACAGCCCAAACACUAUUGACAGGGAUAAUGUUUGUGAAAGGAGCAAAAUGAAUGAGGCCUCUUCCUGUUUCCAGUACCUGUGACCACAAUGUGGCCGGUAAGAAGACUCUGUCAGGAGGAUGGAAACUGCACGGGUAUGCAGACACUUUAAGAAGGGGGGAUACUUCGUCAUUCUGUCGCAGGCAUUCAUUUAGUAUCAGUUCAUUUACACCUGAGGCCUGUCAAAGAGGAAAUAAAGGGUUCUGGGAGAAGAGGAAAAAGUACAUGGGAAGUUAUUUUUACAGUCGACUUGUGAAUGUUUGAAGAUAUUUGCUGGAACAUAUUCUUCCUGUUUCUGGUUUAUUUAUGAUUGAAAUAAAGCACUGCAUGUGUGUUGA
Chelmon rostratus (copperband butterflyfish) is the source of this 1927-nucleotide messenger RNA. Its product is annotated as TNFAIP3-interacting protein 1-like. Gene Ontology annotation, biological process: regulation of transcription by RNA polymerase II; cellular response to lipopolysaccharide. The record is from RefSeq and is a predicted model, not a curated record. The transcript is spliced from 10 exons. Bases 218 to 1114 code for a protein of 298 amino acids. NCBI's taxonomy places the organism in Eukaryota, Metazoa, Chordata, Actinopteri, Chaetodontiformes, Chaetodontidae.